UUUUAGCUAGUGAAUGAUAUUUUUAAAAUUUAAAAGUGUUUGGAACGUUUCGAAAACGAAAUUUAGUAGCUCAUCAACUACAGCAGUCAACGUACAAAACGAGCUUGAAACAAGUUUUUUUUACUUUUGUAUCGUGGCCCGUUGAACCGUAUGGUAAAAAAAUAAAAAAAAAACAAACUUCACAUUAGUUUAAUUGAUACAAUUAAACUGUUUCGUUGCGCAUUCACUUGAUAUCAACAGUUAUUAUACGAAGAAAUAAGGAAGUCGAAUAAAGGAGAUCUAAGUGAAUAAAUAAUGACGAUCAAUUUCGUUCUUCCGCCCGAUCGGGCCCCCGUGCAGUACUUACAUAUGAUCAAAAUAUGGGCGCUGGCUUAUCCGGAACAAGAAAUUCAUGUGUGGUUCGAUUCAUUCGCUGAUCAAGUUGCGCUAUACUUCCAUCGAGUAUUCGAACAAUUACGAGAUGAUCCCGCUGGAAAUUUUGAAGAAAAAUUCAAGUUCUUCAACGAAAGUUUCCGCUCAAGAAGAAACAAAUACUUGGCAAUGUUCGGUGGCCAUAAGUUAAUGAAGGAAUUCACCGAAACAUACCUUUCCAAAUUGAAAGAGUCAUUAUCCGACCGCACGAUGAAGUCUGUGUUCGAGGAGAACAUGUCUCGUAUAUUAAAGUUUCUGACGAAAAAUAUGCUGGGAGAACGAGCCGACUUUAAGGGGUACUUCAACGACGAAAACGAGAAGAUACUCGAAGGUAAAAUUGUAGAUAAUUUUGAUUUUAUUAAUAACCGUGCGUUCGCUGAUAUUCCGGAGAAUAUACGUAGCAAUAUUAAGGUCCAUGACUUCUAUGCAAACGCUAGUAACUUUGAUCAAAAUGUGUACGCCCUGUAUUUGUUUGAAAUUCUUUGUAAUCGGGAUGCAGCACUAUCGCAAAACUUACUCACGUGUAUGAUCGCAAGCGAAAGUAGUGGCAUAACAAUGCCCGUAAAUAAUUAUCCAAAGUUCAAUGUUGACAUUUCACCCAAUGAGAUUGAUGAAGCUUUCGGUUGUGCUUUCAUCAAACUACAGGACUUAAAUGUGAAUGAGUUCGAUGUAAAUCCGGAAAUAUGGAACAAAAUCAAUUCAACGGACAAAGGGAGUUUGUUCGCUCCGAUUGAAGAUUUGCGCCCGGAUGCAAUGUAUUUGUCCGUCAAUGAAUUGGAUGGUGCUAUCAAUUACAUGGCAUUUCCUCAUGACAAUGACCAUAGUAAGAUGGCACUCGAGGCUAUUUACCGAAAAAGAUCAAAACAAAUCCAAAUGUUUCCGUUGGAUACCGUUCAAAUGGUCGUUAAUACGUUAGUUUGUCGAGGCUUGAAUCCAUCAAAAGGCGAACAAUUUACAUCAAUCUUACAAUCAUUUCAACAGGAAAUUUUCGCGUUUUACGGGACAAAUAAUACAGAGUUUUUCAGACAAAUUGCGUCAACGUCCAGUAAUUACAAAACUCAUGUAUCCGAAUGUAGUGGAAGUAAAUUUUGGAAAGAGUUGCGCGUCAAUUUAAGCCCUCUUCGUUCCAUUGAAAAUCCGUACCAAUUUACCCCAUUUGAUCAGUCGGCUGAAGAAUAUUUCGUGAGUCACAUCCAAGACAGGACAAUGGAUCCAGCUAUUGAUUUAGAUAUAUUUGUCUACAUUCACGACGGAGCACAAUAUCUGGGCCAUAUUAGGUAUCCGCAUUUCAGUAGAAGGGGCAUUUUGUUCGAGUACGAUGGCGAACGUACUAAUGACCGGAUACAGUUUCGCGAAUCAGGCAUUAUUCUUCCAAACAAUCAAAUCUUGGCUGAAGCCGAUGUUAUGGGACAUGUUCACGGGAUCUCUACAAAUGGAGGUAAAAUUCGUCUUCACGUCAUGGGCCAUUCCGGGCCCAACUUCACAGAAAUUUUGUUUUCGGUGCGAAAACCGACUGCACAAAGCGUUGGAGGCUUGGAGAUCAAGGAAUUCAACGACGUGUUCAUGGGAUUUUUCAAUGAAUUUCUUGGUCGAUCUCCUAUCGAGCAGGUUGUAUUUGUCUCUUGCAAUUUAGCCACUCUAAGAAACAAUCGUAAAAAUAAACUCGAAUUCUUGCCAAACGGAACGUUUCUAGAAAAGUUUAUCGAUAAUUGCAGAAUGCACGGCAUUAAAAUGAACCAAGUGAAAGCAGCAGACGCAAAAGUUAACGUUAAUGCAUUUGAGGGCCGAAUGAACCUUGUUCCGAAAGAUAAAAUGACUGUAGUCAGAACAUAUAUCAUAUACUGCGACAAGGAAUUCACCAACUCCAAGACGGGUAAAUACAAAUGGGACAGCAUCGAGCAUAUGGUAGAUGUCACUAUGAGACGACAUGCUGGUAGUGGACCGACAUUUAGCAUCUCUGAUGAUGUAUUCCAAGGUUCAAGCGCCAUCGAAUAUCCAGAAAUACUCGAAGUUCCUACAACAGCUGAAAGUGUUUCGAAUGAAAUUUUGGUCGCAAGCAGAGCGAAACGAGAUGGCCACUUCAUGUUAGAAUCAGAUGUCACUGCCCUGGUUUGUUGCGCUCAAGAUCGCAAUGGUGACUACAUAAUAGUCAGCACAAUUCCCGAAAAGAUCAGUGCUGUCCGCCUAGCUUUCCGAAUGGCUUUUGAAUUUAAUGAUUUUGUUACUUGGAAAGCAUUCCUGAAAUCCGUUUUUCCUGAUGCCACCGAGCACAUUGAGUCAUUCAUAACUGAAGAGAAUUUCAAUUGUUUGUUGAAAAAUAUUUUGUCCUCAAAGAUUAUGUUCGCCAACAUAGACCUUUCUCAACCUCUCGCUCACGUUGAUAUUCGAUCUUUCUUAUCUAUUGAAAGAGGUAACGAAUCCAUUGUACUCAUUAAUGCUUCAAAUCAAGAAAAUGACAUCUCUCGAGUCAGUUUAGUUGAAGAAAUGGAAAGAUUCUCAGCCGAAGCGGACGAUUUCGCCGUCGAAAAGCGUCACAUUUUAGAGAGAAGAGAUACGGCAUUCGAAAACCUUAAAAACAAUAUAAGCGCCUUGAAUGAGCAAGGCGAUGCGCUUGUAAUUUAUUCCGAUAAAGACAGUAACGUUCGAACAUCAAAUUGGUCGUCAGUACGGGAUGAGUGGAACAUUCACACCGAAAUCGUUCGUAACGACUUAGUUUCCAGAGAGGCUACUCACGCUUUGACAUUCUCCGAAACAUAUCACAUGGCAAAAGAGCUUCGAGAAACAACUGCAGAAAUAUUCCGCUCAUUCCCUGACAAGGAAGCACAGAAACUCGUGCCCUUGUUCGAUACGCUUACCUCAGAAGGCGAAGGGACAGAAAAGACUUGGAGUUUAUGCUUCGUUGAUCCAGCCAGCCCAGAUCACAAUGCCAUUACAAUCCAGACCAAAAAGCCCAUUUUCCAAAGAGUGAGCAAUUUCAUAAAGAGAGUGUCAGUCGAGCAUCUCACUAUGACGGGCUCUACAGGACUUAAUCUGUUUUUUGCUGCUCAAGCACUUUGUCAUUGGGUCGAGUACGGCUUCAGACCAUCGACUGAAGGAAUAACUGAUAAAAAUCUCGCCACGGCCAUGGAAGUCCAUUUUUAUGUCAAUGCAGCUGGUGUUAUUCAAGGUCUGACUGAAUCGGGUUUUCUCAUUGGCAAGGCCGCUACAAACUUGGUAAUACGUAACGCACUUUUGAUCAAGGCUUUGCAGCCCUUUGUGAAAAUGUCGCUGGUAAUGGCGGAAGCAUCGAAAACAGGGAAAGCGCUGUUGUCACUCGGUCGUUUUGCCGGCAACGCAAUGCACGUCAUUGGAUUCCUUGUGAAUGCUAUUGAUUUGGGUUUAAAUAUCUUUGAAUUGACUCGAAAUCAUGAUCCAGCCCAAAGACCUGUCUUGAUAACAAACACCGUGUUCUCUGCAACAGGCCUGGUCGUUUCCAUCGCGGCAAUUGUUGCUGCAAUUGUUGGGGCGACGGCAUGGACUGGCCCGCUCGCUUUAGUUGGCCUGGGUGUUGCUAUACUAUCAAUUCCAGUCACAUAUUUCGUGUCCAGAUUCGUUGGAGCAGUUGAAAAGGCCAAACAUGUCGGCAAAAUCAUUGAGUCGAUUGUAAACGAACUCCGAAAUGGAACCUACCAGAAGAACGCAGAAGGCAAAUUCUUAUCAGCACCUUCUUUCAUUGCCGUGCGAGAGUUGAAAUUAACAGCCUCUGCAUUGGAGAUUGCCUAUGGCAAGGUCGAUUACAAACCGACGUCAACAUCUACCAAUUGGUUCACUUACUGGUAUCAUGCCGACAAAGAAUAUUAUGUGGAUCCAAAUCAUGCAAAGAUACCGAUUGAUGAAAAUAUUCGAGUUCUAGUCAUGCCUCACCUUCCCGGCUACACAUUUGAAAUUGGUGAAGAAUGGCUUCCAUUUGGAGCUACUCGUCAUGAUGCCGAGUUCAACACGGCUCAUGAUCUUCAGAGCAAAGAUUCCGGCUUCAAAUUCCAAAAAGAUGGCUGGACCGGAUUCGACGAUCAAAUAGCAACUGAUUUAAAGUUUAAUUUCGAAAAAACUGACAUCACUAUACACAUUGAAGAGAGUAAUUGGCAAAUGGUUUUCCCUUGGGGUGAUCCAGCACAUGCCAAAGACGAAGACGAAAGAAAAUUGAUUGCCGCUUCGAAUGAUGAGUUUAAAUCCAAUUUAGAAAAGCUCACUUAUCACAUAAGCGCGAAGAAUGGCGGUCGACAAUACAUUUCCUUGCCUGGGCUGGAAUGUCCUGUGGACAUCAGGUUGGACGCAUCCAACAAAGAUGCUGUGUGGUUUAUUCAAUUCACUGAACGCUCAAUUUCGCAAAAGGAUCUGCAAAUUGAUCAAGGGAAUAUCAGAUUAGGCGAGAAACAAAACAUCAAAGUGAAUGGCCAGGAGUCGGCGAUCUACGUAGUCGUUUCGAAGUAUCAAGAUCCGAAUAGCAAUUACAAUGGAAUCGCCUACUUUGAUUUGCGAAAAAAUAUUUUCUUUUAUAAUAAGGAAGCCACCCAAGAAGAGCAAGAGAAGGCCGUUUUCCUAUUUGACACGAAAGAGUACGCAUGUUUCUACCUAGAGAAGGAGGACGAAACACUUUGGUUCGUAUGUAAUGAAACGAAAAAACUGUCGCUCAAGUUCAGCGGAGUUAAGACUUUCCAGAAUCAGGGUGAAGGAACUGUCAUUGUUCGCAAAGAUGGAGUAAUUUAUUACGUAACAAAGGAUUUGAAGACUCAACUGUUGUUCUCGCAAAUUUUUGGUUUUACUGAGAGUUGGUUCAAUCAAAUAAAAGAUCAGUUGCAAGCCCUGGCCAAAAUGGAUGCCCUGCUGAAAGACAAUUCACAUAAUCCCAUAGUGCAUUUGUAUAUGCCCCACCGCACAAAUGACGACAAAGUGAUAAACACCCACACUUGGUACUAUCCGGGAAAAAAGAGAUACUUUGUGUUAAAUGAAGAUUAUACUGAGGCAAGAUUCGUGAGCUAUGACGAUCAAUUGGCAUAUUUUGUGGAAGAAAAUCAAAAGCAGCUUGUCAUCACAAAAGGGCUUGAUAUGGAGGAUUUCGUGACAAAAAUGAAGAUAUAUGAAGAUAUAACUCAUAUUCACAUGAACGAACCUUGCACAGUCCUAAUGCGUGGCGUUUUGAAUGCAAGUGUUGUGCCCAGGGGGUUGAGCGUUGCCAUUAGUAGCGGCUUGGAGUUUCUUUUGUACAAAGACGAUUCGUCGAAGUAUCAGAUCAAUGUACAUACGUUCCAUCUCGAUAAUUUAGUCGAGCAUGCCAAUUUCGGAGAUCGUUGCUUGAAAGACAUUUCAUUUCUUGACAACGAAAUUCGCAAAAAACAUCUUACCGAUCCAAAUAUUUUGGGCGAAAUUACAAUUAAACGUUCAUCUCUCGUUGCCAUUGAGCAUGAGGAAAAGUAUGUUGGCUACUCCAUUGAUGGCGAUGUCGGUUAUAUUUGUGUGGCACAAUUUCCGAAUGCCUUCAAAAUUAGAACGCUGGGACACGAUGAUCGUCACGUAUACCACAUCAUAGACUAUCAAUCGGUGUACCAAUCUGAUUGGGUUAAGCACUUGUCUCAAAUCCGAAGCGGACCUCAACAGAGUUCAACUCGUCUGUUAGAAGCAGAAGUUAUUGAAAUGUUUGAUCAAACAAUGUUUCUGAAAUCAGAUAACGCAGGUAGAAAUUCAGCUCUCUGGCAGGCUUUGAGCAUUUUAUCGAAAUUGCCUGAAAUUGAAUUCAUUCGGCUUGAAUCAAACUAUUACCAAUUCAACUUCGACCAACUGAAAAAUGUCACUUGUAGCUUGGAUCUUACUAAUGUCCAUCGAUCACUUUUGCUGUUUCCGGAAUAUCCUGACAUUCGUAUACAGCGUCAAAACUUUGAUCUUUGUUUCUCUUGUUCUUUAACCAAAAGCGUUUUAGUUUUGCAAGGUGUAUUUAAAGAAGGAUUUGACAGUCAUGUAAGCAUGCAAUAUUAUUUAACAAGUUCUAAUUUAGAUGUAUUGGCUCGUUCUUAUGGUCAAAUUACAAAACAUAAAGGGCCGAUUUCUCUUCUUGAUCAACCAUUUUAUCCAGCUAUAACAAUAGAAGAACUUUAUGAUUUUAUAAUCAAUCUAUGAUAUUUUUGUAACAAUUACAAAAAUCUAUUGAGAAAAUAUCAGUCAGUCAGUCAAGGGACCUGACCCACCCAUAUGGUGGGGCCUUGUGAUUUUAUAUGUAUUAAGACACUGUCCGUAAACACAGAAACAAGUUUUUCUCAGUAACGUGAAUAAAUCGAGGGCCACGUCACUUAAGUUCAUAUCUCCGAUAUUUCAUAAAUUACCCGACAUGAAGUCAAUCGGUCAUAUCACGGCAGUGUAAAAUAAACCAGGCAGGAGCGGCUCAUUUUUGAAACGUCAAAUAAGGGACCUGUUGUAAUACAC
Molecule: messenger RNA, 6864 nt
Organism: Bradysia coprophila
Lineage: Eukaryota; Metazoa; Arthropoda; Insecta; Diptera; Sciaridae
Source: RefSeq, a predicted model, not a curated record